Messenger RNA from Emiliania huxleyi CCMP1516, 1107 nucleotides. Its product is annotated as malonyl-CoA:ACP transacylase []. Gene Ontology annotation, molecular function: transferase activity. NCBI's taxonomy places the organism in Eukaryota, Haptophyta, Isochrysidales, Noelaerhabdaceae. The record is from RefSeq and is a predicted model, not a curated record. The transcript has 2 exons. Bases 1 to 1107 code for a protein of 368 amino acids.
AUGGCGCUGCCGGGCAAGUCCCCGUACGACAAGACGUACAUCGAGGAGUGCAAGAAGCGCGCCGACGCCUUCUUCAAGGAGAAGGAGGAGCGCAAGAAGAAGGAGGACGAGGAGGCCGCCGCGCGCGCGGCCGAGGCGGCGUCGGCCGCAAAGCCAUGGACCGACACGCCUGAGGCGGAGCGCAACGUCGCCAUCCUCUUCCCGGGCCAGGGCACGCAGAAGGUGGGCAUGGCGGCGAAGCUGCUGGAGAACAAGACCGCGGCCGCCAUGUUCGAGAUGGCCUCAAAGGUUCUCGGCUACGACCUGGUCGGGCUCUGCGCGCAGGGGCCGCAGGAGAAGCUCGACAGCACGCUCUACUCGCAGCCCGCCAUCUUUGUCUGCUCGCUGGCGGCGAUGGAGAAGGCGAAGAAGGAGGCGCCAGAGAUGCUCAAGAAGGUCAAGGUGGCCGCGGGCUUCUCGCUCGGCGAGUACUCCGCCCUCGUCUUCGCCGGCGCGCUCACCUUCGAGCAGGGGCUGAAGCUCGUCAAGGCGCGCGCAGAGGCGAUGGACGCGGCUGCCAACGACCCGAAGAACAAGGGCGCGAUGGCGUCCGUCUCGGGCGCGUCGGACGCGGUGCUGCAGGACGCGCUCGACAAGGCCGCCGCCGCGGUCGGCGGCGGCAAGAAGGCGUACAUUGCCAACUACAUGUUCCCGGAGGGGGGAACCUGUUUUGGGGACCCAAAGGUCCUCGAGAAGCUUUGCGAGAUCGUCGUCCCGAUGGGCGCCAAGAAUGCAAAGAUGCUUGCCGUCUCUGGCGCCUUCCACACGCCCUACAUGCAGCCCGCCGCCGAUGCGCUGGGCAAGGCGCUCGACGAGGCGCCGAUCCAGAUGCCGUCCAUCAAGGUUUACUCCAACGUGACUGGCAAGCCCUACGCCUCGGUCGACGAGAUCCGCGGCCUGCUCAAGCGGCAGCUCUGCGAGCCAGUCAAGUGGGAGCAGGGCACAAAGGACCUCGUCACGCUCGGCUGCACCUCGUACGUUGAGCCGGGCCCGGGCAAGCAGCUCAAGGCCAUGAUGCGCCGCAUCGACAACGACGCCUGGAGCAAGACCACCACGCUCGAGGCGUGA